Messenger RNA from Anguilla anguilla (European eel), 4155 nucleotides. RefSeq names its product COPI coat complex subunit alpha (gene copa). Bases 202 to 3867 code for a protein of 1221 amino acids. The transcript has 29 exons. Gene Ontology annotation, molecular function: protein binding; structural molecule activity. Gene Ontology annotation, biological process: endoplasmic reticulum to Golgi vesicle-mediated transport; intracellular protein transport; intra-Golgi vesicle-mediated transport. Lineage: Eukaryota; Metazoa; Chordata; Actinopteri; Anguilliformes; Anguillidae. Gene Ontology annotation, cellular component: COPI vesicle coat. The record is from RefSeq and is a predicted model, not a curated record.
CGGAGUGGGUGACGUGUCGGGGAUACUGGCCCAGGAAGUGCCGUGGCAGUGGAGGUGCUGCCGCGUCAAGCUACGAACUGAGGGGAAUAAAAAGGCCUUAUUUUAAGAAAAACAUCGCAAAACGAAACUGUAACAUUUUUUUAAAACAAUAACGUGUUAGGAGACCAGCGUUAUAGUACAUCUUUUCAUUGGCUGGGGACAAUGUUGACUAAAUUUGAGACGAAGUCGGCCCGAGUCAAAGGCUUGAGUUUCCACCCCAAACGGCCCUGGAUUCUGGCCAGUCUUCACAAUGGAGUCAUCCAGCUCUGGGACUACCGCAUGUGCACCCUGAUCGACAAGUUUGAUGAACACGAUGGCCCAGUUCGCGGGAUUGAUUUUCAUAAGCAGCAGCCUCUGUUUGUUUCUGGAGGUGACGACUACAAGAUCAAGGUAUGGAACUACAAACUGCGGCGUUGCCUCUUCACUCUGCUGGGUCACCUGGACUACAUCCGCACCACUUUCUUCCACCAUGAGUACCCGUGGAUCUUGAGUGCGUCUGACGAUCAGACCAUCCGUAUCUGGAACUGGCAGUCCAGAACCUGCGUGUGCGUCCUGACGGGACACAACCACUACGUGAUGUGUGCCCAGUUCCACCCCUCUGAAGACCUGGUGGUGUCGGCCAGUCUGGACCAGACCGUGCGGGUGUGGGAUAUCUCUGGUUUGCGGAAGAAAAACCUGUCCCCGGGCACCAUGGAAACGGAAGUGCGGGGAAUCUCGGGAGUGGACUUGUUUGGGGCGUCAGACGCCGUGGUGAAGCACGUGCUGGAGGGUCACGAUCGCGGGGUGAACUGGGCCGCCUUCCAUCCCAGCAUGCCUCUCAUCGUGUCUGGAGCCGACGACCGACAGGUCAAGAUCUGGAGGAUGAACGAGUCGAAGGCGUGGGAGCUGGACACCUGUAGGGGGCACUACAACAACGUGUCCUGCGCCGUGUUCCACCCGCGCCAGGAGCUGAUCCUGUCCAACUCGGAGGACAAGAGCAUCCGCGUGUGGGACAUGUCCAAACGCACGGGGGUGCAGACCUUCCGCCGCGACCACGACCGCUUCUGGGUGCUGGGGGCGCACCCCAACCUCAACCUGUUUGCUGCAGGGCAUGACAGUGGCAUGCUGGUGUUUAAGCUGGAGCGCGAGCGCCCGGCCUACGCUGUCUACGGGAACAUGCUCUACUACGUCAAAGAGCGCUUCCUGCGCCAGCUCGACUUCCACAGCAGCAAGGACACGGCCGUCAUGCAGCUGCGCAGCGGAUCUAAAUUCCCAGUGUUCAGCAUGUCUUACAACCCAGCAGAGAAUGCAGUCCUGCUCUGCACUAGGGCGACAAACCUGGAGAACAGCACCUAUGACCUCUAUACAAUCCCCCGAGACAGCGACUCCCAGAAUCCUGAUGCUCCUGAAGGAAAGCGCUCCUCCGGUCUGACUGCCGUCUGGGUCGCAAGGAACCGCUUCGCUGUGCUGGACCGCAUGCACUCUCUGCUGAUUAAAAACCUGAAGAAUGAGAUAGUGAAGAAGGUGUCGGUGCCGAGCUGCGAGGAGAUCUUCUACGCCGGGACGGGCUCCCUGCUGCUGCGGGACGCCGAUGGGGUCACGCUCUUCGACGUGCAGCAGAAGCGCUCCCUCGCCACCGUCAAAAUCUCCAAGGUCAAAUACGUGGUGUGGUCCUCCGACACCAGCCACGUGGCCCUGCUGGCCAAACACGCCAUCAUGAUCUGCAACAGGAAGUUGGAGAGUCUGUGCAACAUCCACGAGAACAUCCGGGUCAAGAGUGGGGCCUGGGACGAGAGCGGAGUCUUCAUCUACACCACCUCCAACCACAUCAAAUACGCCCUCACCUCCGGAGAUCAUGGUAUAAUCCGGACACUGGACCUGCCCAUCUACGUGACGCGGGUUCGGGGGAACAGUGUGUACUGCCUGGACCGAGAGUGCCGUCCACGCGUGCUGACGAUCGACCCCACCGAGUACCGCUUCAAACUGGCCCUGGUCAACCGCAAGUACGAGGAGGUGCUGCACAUGGUGCGAAACGCUAAGCUGGUGGGCCAGUCCAUCAUCGCCUACCUGCAGAAGAAGGGCUACCCAGAGGUGGCGCUGCACUUCGUCAAAGAUGAGAAGACCCGCUUCAGCCUGGCUCUGGAGUGUGGCAACAUCGAGGUGGCGCUGGAGGCAGCAAAGGCCCUGGAUGAGAGAGGCUGCUGGGAGCGGCUGGGAGAGGCUGCACUGCUGCAGGGUCACCACCAGGUGGUGGAGAUGUGCUACCAGAGAACCAAGAAUUUCGACAAACUCACCUUCCUGUACCUCAUCACCGGCAACCUGGCCAAGCUGCGCAAGAUGAUGAAAAUAGCGGAGAUCAGGAAGGAUAUGAGCGGGCACUAUCAGGGUGCUCUGUACCUGGGGGACGUCAGCGAGAGAGUCCGAAUUCUCAAGAGCUGCGGCCAGAAGUCCCUGGCGUAUCUGACUGCUGCCACUCACGGGAUGGACGAAGAGGCAGAGGCCCUGAAGGAGACCUUCGACCCCGAGAAAGAGACGGUGCCGGACAUCGACCCCGACGCCCAGCUGCUGCAGCCGCCGCCUCCCAUCAACCCCCUGGACACGAACUGGCCCCUGCUCACCGUGUCCAAGGGCUUCUUCGAGGGAGCCAUAGCUGCGAAGGGUAAAGCCGGGCAGAUGGCUGCAGAUUUGGACAUGGACGCUCCUGGAGGGGAGGGUUGGGGGGAGGAUGCUGAGCUGCAACUGGACGAGGACGGGUUCAUGGAUGCGCAGGAUGGAGUGGUGGAUGAAGGAGGCAAAGAGGAGGGAGGAGGCUGGGAGGUUGAGGAGGACUUGGACCUGCCUCCAGAGCUGGAGCUGCCAGCUGGUGGUGGAGGCGGAGCUGAAGAUGGCUUCUUCGUUCCGCCCACAAAGGGAAUAAGUCCCGCCCAGAUGUGGUGCAACAACUCACAGCUGGUUGUGGAUCACAUCCUGGCUGGAUCAUUCGAGACGGCAAUGAGGCUCCUGCACGAUCAGGUGGGAGUGGUGCAGUUUGGCGCGUACAAGCCGCUGUUCCUGCAGACCUUCUCCAGGGGGCGCACCUGCUACCUGGGCCUGCCCUCCCUGCCCUGCCUGCGCGGCCACCCGCAGCGGAACUGGAAGGAGGGCGGGGCCAAGCAGGGCCUGCCCGCCGUGGGGCUCCGCCUCUCCGACCUCAUCGCCCGCCUGCAGCAGUGCUACCAGCUGACCACCGCCGGGCGCUUCGAGGACGCCGUGGAGCGGUUCCGCGCCAUCCUGCUCUCCGUGCCGCUGCUGGUCGUCGACAACAAGCAGGAGAUCGCCGAGGCCCAGCAGCUGAUAACGAUCUGCAGGGAGUAUAUUGUGGGUCUCACCAUGGAAACAGAAAGGAAGAAACUGCCCAAGGACACUCUGGAACAGCAGAAGAGACUGUGUGAGAUGGCGGCCUACUUCACGCACUGCAGCCUGCAGCCGGUGCACAUGGUGCUGGUGCUGCGCACGGCGCUCAACCUCUUCUUCAAGCUGCGCAACUUCAAAACCGCCGCCGGCUUCGCCCGACGCCUUCUGGAGCUGGGGCCCAAGCCCGAGGUGGCACAGCAGACACGAAAAAUUCUGGCAGCGUGCGAGAAGACUCCAACCGAUGCCCACCAGCUGAACUACGACCCCCACAAUCCCUUUGACCUGUGCGCCGCCUCCUUCACCCCCCUGUACCGCGGCCGGCCGGUAGAGAAGUGCCCUCUGUCAGGGGCCUGCUACUGCCCCACCUACAAAGGCCAGGUGUGCCGCGUCACCCAGGUCACGGAGAUUGGGAAGGAUGUGAUUGGCCUGCGUGUCAGCCCUCUCCAGUUCCGUUAGUGAGGACAGCAAGCAGAGGACCAGGAAGGAGGAAGUUAUGGAAAAUUACAAACAUACUCCCUGUAUCUCUUGUAGAAUCUAACACAACGAAAUGUUCCCGGCUGGAACUUUGACCCAUUUCCAGUCAUCCGGUCUCUCUCUUUCCCACAAUGCCUCUCUUCGCUCCUGUGUAAAUGUACGACCACCUGUUGAAUCUGUUUAAAAUGCCUUUGCUAAUUGAUGUACCUGCAGCACUCGCUUUCCCUGUAUUACUGCUGAGAAAUUAAAUAAAAGCUUCACUGUCCUAGC